This is a messenger RNA of Cuscuta epithymum, 1020 nucleotides long. Lineage: Eukaryota; Viridiplantae; Streptophyta; Magnoliopsida; Solanales; Convolvulaceae. The record is from the annotation of a GenBank genome assembly.
UAUGCCUUGGCCACAAUAAAGACAUGCAAAACUUUCCUUCCUAACAAAUACAUGUUUCUUUCUGAAGCUCAAUCGGUUCCUCCUAGUCAUAUAAUAUAUGUAAGCAUUACAAUCCAGGCACUACUAAAUUAAACUCAAGUGUAAGAUCAAUGGAAGGAGGAACAGUGCUUACCCCAGCUUUGGAAGAAAUGAAGCAUGUCAAGUCUGGAAGUGGAGACAUGCUCACCAAGCCAUUCUUAAAUGUUUGCAAACUCAUCUUGCCUAUUCUAGAUAAAUUAGGAGCUGCCAUGACUAUGGUGAAAUCUGAUAUAAGUGGAAACAUUUCAAGAUUGGAAUCCAAAUAUGAAACGAAUCCAUCAAGAUACAAUUAUUUGUACAGUUUUGUACAGGCAGAAGUUGAAACAAAAUCUGCCAAAUCAUCAUCCAGUUGCACCAAUGGUCUUCUUUGGCUCACAAGGGCAAUGGAUUUCAUAGUGGAACUUAUACGUAACUUAGCUGAGCAUCAGGACUGGUCAAUGUCACAAGCGUGCAGUGAUUCAUAUGCAAAAACUUUGAAAAGCUGGCACGGAUGGCUUGCUAGUUCUAGCUUUACAGUUGCAAUUAAGCUUGCUCCAGAUAGGAAGAAGUUCAUGGAGGUAAUAGUUGGAGCUGGGAAUAGCUAUGAGGAGAUGGAGGCUUUCUACACAACAUUUUCACCUAUUCUUCAAGAGAUUCACAAAUUUCUGAGAAGUGUUGGCUUGGACAAUAUGAAAGCUUCGUGAUGUCAUACACCAAACUUUAAUGCAUCGUGUUCCUGUCAUCUAAUUAAUUUCUGUAUGUAUAUCUUCUGGACAGUUAAUAUUAUGUUAACUACAUAAUUAAUGUGACAUUAUAUUAUCAACCAUGCUGAUAUUUGUAUCAGCACUCGACUAAAGCCAUAGCAAUAUAAAAACAGUGUACUUCAUUUAAAGUAUGUCAAGUUGACAAUCACUUUUUUAGGCAGAUUUUGUAGGAAGUGCAUUUAUUGAACAAAAAGUUGUA